GCUUAACCUUCGAAGGAACCGUGUUUCGCCUAAGUGCGCUCGUUUAAUGUGUGUGUGGCCUGCUUACUGGGGUGGAGAACCGGUGCUGGUGCCGUACUCGUACGAAGUAGGCGGCCAGGCCGCGAAUGACCAACAAAAGACCAACAAAUAAUAAACAACAGCCAUUCUGCCAUGGGUGUAAUAUGCAGUGAAUACCUUUCGUCACAAACAGCUUCCUUGCGUCUCAUUAUGACAAAUUUCACUGACCUUUGUUGCUUCAUCAAAAUACAUUAAGGCAUUCACAACUUGUGCUAUCUCCAGUGGGAGUCAUAGUUGUGGGCUCAUGGACAGCAGGCAUCCCAAAGUUUGCAAGAAGUCUUGUUGGUGUGGAAAGAGAAUCUCACAAUUGGUCUCAUUGCUAUUAUGAGUUCAAAGUUUGUAUGCCAAGUAAAUAACUCAAUAUACCAGGGAGGUAUAUUUGUGAGAGAGCAUAUUAAAGGAGAGGUAUAUGCAGUAUCAGGGAAGUCCUCAAGAGUCACUCAUGAGGAUGAGCAGUAUCACAGCUGAUGUUGAUUAUUUUCAAUGUAAUUGCUAUUUAGCACUACAUUGCCAUUCAUUUUGUAUCUCCUGGUAUGUUUAAGGUUUUUAGCCCAGCAUAACUUUGAACUCAUAAUGCUGAAAACUCAGGAGCUGCAGGCUAUUCAUUCUUAUAUCAAGAUCUAGCUAUCAUUAGGACUUUGGGUCAGGCAAGAGGGCAUGGAAAUAGAACAUGAGCAAAGCUCUGAUAGGCUGUGGUCAAUGUUUGUCCCUCCCAUAUGGAACCCCAUCACAGAAUGUGUCUUCUAUCAUUACUGUGGACUAGGCUCAAGACUGUUCCUCUGAGUAGCUGUUGUGCUGCUUGUCUGGCUGAUUGUUGACUGUUUUAAACCAAGGAAAGUGACCACUCCAGCAGGAAGUCUAUUUGACCUGUUCAUGACAUUCAGUAUUGACUGUGGGUUUGGUCUGACUAGCCCCAUUCUAAUAUUGCUGUUCUGGCCCUCAAGAUGUUCCAACAGGACCUGAUAUAUCAUGGCCAAGUCCUCUUUCAGUUUUGUGUAGUGCAGGCAUCACAUUUUCAAAGCAAGAAUUCUGUCUUCGUAGCUGGGUUCAUACAGGAAUGGAUCAGCUUUGUGAUUCACAUUUUGAAGUUCAGAGAAUCUAAGGAUGCUGUCUGUGACAUGCAUCUGGGAUACCUGAUGUAUGGGUUUUGAUCCCAUGGUACCUACUCUUCCUGCCAUAACCUUCCAUUCCAUUGUAAUGGCAACAUUGCUAUAUUUUAUUAUCUUUUAAACUUAAGUCCAAACAUUUUGAUUGAAUGGAUUUCUGGGAUCAGAGUUGACACUAAGUAGAACCUUUUAUGUGAAUCCUGAUCUGGGCAUUCAAUCUGAUCUGGCCAUAAAAUUCCCAUUUCAACUUCAUAACUUUUAUGGUGGAAGCUAAAUGUGCUGUAAUGCUCAGCACUGGCUGUCCUUUUUUACCUCAUUGCCAUAGUGGUGUUGUAAAUGUGUUAUGCUAUGCUGGAUUUUAAUCUUUGCAGUUUAUCAAGGGCCCAUCUUGUAGACAUAGCUGUGAAGCAAGCCAUGCACUCACCUCAGCAUGCAUGCACUCCCAGCCAAUAAUAUUUACCUGGUUAUUAGGUGCAAGGUAAAAGCUAACCUUGUUACAAGCCUUAUUGUUAAGUCACUUAUGGGCAGGAAAUGGACCCAGCAGUGAGUGUGCCCUUUUUCCAAAUAAUCUUGGUUGUUUUUGUCAUGAAACCAGCUGACAACUGGAUGUUCACCCGAUGUUUUUGUCCUCAACCCUGUACACAUUGGUUCUGAAUUUGUAUAGGCAAGAUCAAUUCUCUUUACACACCAGUUACACAUUGGUUCUGAAUUUGUAGAGGCAAAAUCAGUUCUCCUUACACCUCAGUCCUGAAAUGGUAAGGGUAGGACUGAUUCUGUGGCCCUCACAUAUGAGAUGAUGCAUAUCAAGGGGCGCGGUGCCAGUGGAGCCGGGGUAGGGGCUGCAGUCUGCCUUUUGUCACUGCCUGCACCAACAGCAGUAUGAUUGUUUCAGUGGUUUUAGUUCACAUCCUUAAUGUGGCCUCCAUCCCAGUGCAUCAUUUUGGCCCUGCUAGGCAUCUGAUGGGCUUCUGAGUCUGAAAUACCAGUGAUGCAGCAAUCUCAAGUACCUGUUCAACCAUGUUGGCACACAAGGCACAGACAACUUAACAAUGCUAAUAAUUGGUGAUGUUCUUUCAUUGGAGUAUGACCUAAAGUUGGAAGGGGCCAUAGUCUGUGGCUUUAUCACAGCUGAUCUGUGAUUGGCAUCAGAUGUAGCUGGGCAAUAUCAUGGUGAAGGUUUAAAUGACAACUGGUUGCAUACCAUUUAAGACUUACAUGUGAUAGGUGGAUGGUGAGUGGUGUAAGUUUGGUUGAGUGUAAAUGACCUUUGUGGUGAUGAUGUAUACUGUGAUCUUGGUGUUAUGUGUUUUGUUCUCCCAGUGUCGCUUCUUCUGCACUCACAAUCAAGAUGUGCCCUUAGCACUGACAUGAAAUGAAUGCUGACCAGGAGUAUGGGCUUUAGGUUGACUCUGCUGUGGUGAGCUGACGGAAUGCUGUCACGAAUUCGGGACAAUGCACAACACGUUUUUGAUUGUUUCUGCGAGGUGGUCAUCCCAUCCAACGCUGAGGAGAAGCCGUGGAUCAUUCAGAAGUUUCCGGACUCGUACCAAAAUGAAGAAACCCUCAAGAUGGUGCCUCAGUUCACGUUUCCAUGCGAGUUUGAACGGAGCACGGUACAGCACUUCUCGUUCGUCCUGACUAAUGUGGACUCGAAGUGGACGUUCGGGUUUUGCCGGCACGCGCCUCAGAAGCAGACGGCCCUGGUUCUGCUCAGCGCGUUCCCGUGGCACGACGCGUUUUUCAAACUGCUGGACUGUUUGUCGGAGCUGACGUUGUCGGACGACCAGGGCCAGCUGUGGACGUGUCUGCAGGCGCUGCACGGCGGCGCCGUGCCGGACCGAGGCGGCCCGGUCACCGUGCCGCUGCCGACGGGCAAGGUCUUCUCAGCAACUUCCAACGAUCACUACAGUCUUCCAUGCAUACCGCAAGACCGCAACCUGACUGAGUACUUUAACGCGGUGGACUCCAACAACAUGAUGGUGAUGUUCGCCUCCAUGCUGUACGAGCGGCGCAUUGUGGUGACGUCGCGCAAACUUUCCCGACUCAGCGCCUGCGUACAGGCCGCGAACGCCAUCAUCUACCCGAUGUCGUGGCAGCACAUCUUCAUCCCGGUCCUGCCAGCCAGCCUGAUGGACUACCUGUCGGCGCCGAUGCCGUUCGUCAUCGGCGCCAGCUCGGCCAUCAUGCAGCGCACCAAGCUGGCCGACAUCGGCGACGCCGUCAUCCUGGACGCCGACAACAACCGCAUCGACACGCCCUUCAACGACCUGGAGACGCUGCCUGCGGAUGUGGUGUCCACCCUGAAGCGCCAGCUCAAGAACCCCGCCAACCUGCCUGGUGACGGCGUGGCGCGCUCCUUCCUGCGCGCGCUCGUCCAGCUGAUCGGCGGCUACCGGGACGCCCUGCGGUUUCCACAGAACUGUGCCAAAAUAACGUUCGACAAGGAAGCGUUCGUCAGGAGUCGGCCGUCUCAUAUACAGCCGUUCUUGGAGAAAAUGCUCCACCUGCAGAUCUUCCACCAGUUUAUCACGGAACGGCUCGAGAUGCUCAACUCGGGCCAGGGCUUCUCGGACGAGUUCGAGCUGGAGGCGUGCCUUUACAUGGACAAAUCGAGCUCACGGCUGGCGCAACAGUACAAGGAGUGGACCAGUAACGUGCGCAAGGAGGGCGGUGCGUUCUUCAAGACAGUGCGCAGCAAGACCAACCCGGCCAUCAAGACAGCCGUGAAGAACGUCAAGGAGACAGGCAAGACGGGCAAGCUGAAGGUUCGCUCGGCCUACAAGGACAUCAGGUCGCGGCUGAAGGACAUUCAGCCGGCGCCGGCGGGCGUGCGCCUGGCCGCCGCCGACGAGGACGGCGAGCCGCAGCCGCGCUCGGCGCCCAGCUCGCCCACCGCCUCUCGGCCUCGGCGCGGCAUCCAGGCCGCCGCCGCCACCGCCGCCGCCACACACACGGCACAACCGAUCAAAUACCGCGUGAUCGACCCGCCGGCGCCCGGCUCGUCCGACGGCGAGCUCUUCCAGCUGCGGCCGGCGUCCGACGGGCCCAGCCUGCUGGACGAGGUGGACGAGGUGCUGCUCGGCCGCGGCGACGAGCCGGUGUUUGAGACGCUGCCCGUUCUGGCCGCACUUCGGCCGUCCGCCUCCCCGCCGCCCGUCCCGCCCCCACGCCACCGGCGCCGCCCGGCCGAGACCAAAGAAGCGGACUUGAUACGGCUGGACUCCACGGAGGACGACCUGUUCGACCCGCUGAAGGGCGCGCGGCCGGCGCUGAACGGCGCCCCGGCGCCGGCGCCGGCCGCCGUCCACAACCCGGUGUACCCGUACUGCGAGCCGGGCCGACUGGCCGGCCGCGGCCGCCCCCUGAGCGACAGCCGGCAGCUCAUCGGAAUAAGUGGCCGGCGGGACGGCCCGUGGGCUGCGACGCCAGCGGAUGGCUUCCAGCCGCCGGCUCCGGCCAACGGUCGGCAGCGACACACGAUCAAGCCGCCCACCGCUGGCGACGAGUCCUCAGUUCUCGAGAUGUGUCCGCCUCUGGAGACUUGCAACUUCCCCACUCGUUGA
This is a messenger RNA of Pollicipes pollicipes, 4747 nucleotides long. RefSeq names its product DENN domain-containing protein 1A. Lineage: Eukaryota; Metazoa; Arthropoda; Thecostraca; Pollicipedomorpha; Pollicipedidae. The transcript has 16 exons. The record is from RefSeq and is a predicted model, not a curated record. The coding region runs from base 2615 to 4747 and encodes 710 amino acids. Gene Ontology annotation, biological process: endocytosis; endocytic recycling. Gene Ontology annotation, cellular component: cytosol; intracellular membrane-bounded organelle. Gene Ontology annotation, molecular function: phosphatidylinositol phosphate binding; guanyl-nucleotide exchange factor activity.